Messenger RNA from Nannospalax galili (Upper Galilee mountains blind mole rat), 1768 nucleotides. RefSeq names its product zinc finger protein 665-like. Bases 60 to 1139 code for a protein of 359 amino acids. The record is from RefSeq and is a predicted model, not a curated record. The transcript has a single exon. Lineage: Eukaryota; Metazoa; Chordata; Mammalia; Rodentia; Spalacidae.
GGGUGUAUAAUGUAGAGAAACAUUACAGAUGUGAAGAAUGUGACAGGUCCUUUACUUCGAUGUCAAGUUUGAAAUUACAUCAGGGAAAUCAUACUGGAGGAAAACCCCACAAAUGUGAAGAAUGUGGCAAGUUCUUUAGUCAAACAUCAGAACUUAGAGUACAUCAGCGAAUACAUACUGGAGAGAAACCCUACAGAUGUGAAGAAUGUGGCAAGUUCUUUAGUCAAAUGUCACAUCUGAGAAGACAUCAGCGAAUGCAUACAGGAGAGAAACCCUACAGAUGUGAAGAAUGUGGCAACUUCUUUAGUCACAUGUCAUAUCUCAGAGUACAUCAGCGAAUACAUACUGGAGAGAAACCCUACAGAUGUGAAGAAUGUGGCAAGUCCUUUAGUCAAAGGUCACAUCUUAGAGGACAUCAGCGAAUGCAUACAGGAGAGAAACCCUACAGAUGUGAAGAAUGUGGUAAAUUCUUUAGUCGCGUGUCAGAUCUUAGAGUACAUCAGCGAAUACAUACUGGAGAGAAACUCUACAGAUGUGAGGAAUGUUGCAUGUCUUUUACUAAAUGGUCACAUUUUAGAGUACAUCAGUGGGUACAUACAGGAGAGAAACCCUACAGAUGUGAAGACUGUGGAAAGUCCUUUACUGACAUGUCAAGUCUUAGAAGACAUCAGUGGAUUCAUACAGGGGAGAAACCCUGCAAAUGUGAAGAAUGUGGGAAGUCCUUUACUGGCAUGUCAAGUCUUAGAAGACAUCAGUGGAUACAUACAGGAGAGAAACCCUACAUAUGUGAAGAAUGUGGCAAGUCCUUUACUUACAUGUCAUAUCUUCGAGUACAUCAGCCAAUACAUACAGGAGAGAAACCCUACAGAUGUGAAGAAUGUGGCAAGUCCUUUGGUCGAAUGUCACAUCUUCAAGUACAUCAGCAAAUACAUACAGGAGAGAAACCCUACAGAUGUGAAGAAUGUGACAAGUCUUUUAAUCGAAUAUCACAUCUUAGAAGACAUCAGCGAAUGCAUACAGGAGAGAAACCCUACAGAUGUGAAGAAUGUGGCAAGUCCUUUAGUUACAUGUCAUGUCUUAGAGCGCAUCAGGGACUACAUAAUGAAGAGCAACCCUACAAAUGUGAAGAAUGUGGGUAGUUCUUUAGGCAUGUGUCAUCUCAGAGUACAUCAGUGAAUACAUAUUGAAGAGAAACCCUACAGAUGUGAAGAAAGUGGCUUGUCCUUUUAUGAAAUAUCAAGUCUUAGAGUACAUCAGGAAAUAUGUCCUGGAGAGAAACCCUACAGUUGUGAAGAAUGUGGCAAGCCCUUUAGUCGAAAGUCAAGUCUUAGAAUACAUCACCGAAUACAUACUGUAGAGAAACCCUAUGGACGUGAAGAAUGUGACAAGUCCUUUAGUCAAGUGCCACAUUUUAGAGGCCAUCAGUGAAUACAUACUGGAGAGAAGCUCUACAGAUGUGUAGAAUGUGACAAGUUCUUUAGGCACAUGUCAUCUCCGAGUACAUCAGUAAAUACAUAUUGGAGAGAAACCCUACAGAUGUGAAGAAUGUGGCUAGUCCUUUAGUGAAAUGUCAAUUCUUAGAGGACAUCAGCAGAUACACACUGGAGAGAAACCCUACAGAUGUGAAGAAUGUGGCAAGUCUUUUAGACGUAUGUCAAUUAUCAGAGAACAUUGUAGAGAAACCCUACAGAUAUGAGGAAUGUGAUAACUUCUUUAGAGUGAGCUCAACUUAUAAGACACAUAAGAGAAUUCAUAUUGGAGAGAAUCC